UAGCUCGCAGGCGCAGUUGCAGUUGCUCCUCUCUACUCCCUGAACUUCCUCUCCUCCACACACCACACCAGAAACAAAGAAACAAACACUUGACCUCAAUUUCCUCAGCUAGGCUAGCUACUCUCGAUCGUCCAUGUCUAUGUCAUGCGGCGUGUGCGGCGGCGUAGCCAACUGCCUGCACCACCACAUCAUCGACCACGCCCCCAUGUUCCCUGUUCUUCGUCACGAGCCACCGCUGCUCGAGUACCAGUUCUUCGGCAACGGCCAAGGCCACAGCGUGGGAACGUGGCUCCCACCGCCGGCGGACCACCACAACGUCCAGAACACCAGGCCGCCGUCGACGUUUCAUGGCCUGCAGUACCCACCGCAUGGACACCAAGCAGCAGCUGGGCUGAUCACGUUCCAGGUCGACGCCGGCAGCCGACACAUGCCACCGGCUACACCACCCAUCGCCAUGCCAUUAUGUGGGAGCACACGCACUAACACCGCAGGAAGUGAGGUGAUAAUGGCUAUCGAUGGAGACAUGAUGAUGGUGGCGGCGCAUCAUCCAACGGUGCACGAGAGACGUGCAAAGGUGAUGAGGUAUAGGGAGAAGAGGAAGAGACGGAGGUACGAGAAGCAGAUCCGAUAUGAGUCCAGAAAAGCUUACGCCCAGUUGAGGCCACGGGUCAAAGGCCGCUUCGCCAAGGUGCAUGAAGAAGCCACUGUGCCAUUGUCACCACCACCAUCGACCUAUGAUCCCAGUAAAUUAGACCUCGGAUGGUUCCAUCCAUAACAUGUGAUACAAGCUAGCUAUAACUGUCCCAUACAUAUUUCUAGCUUAUCCUCCAAUGAAUAGUGUUCAUGAGUUCACACGAAGUGUAUGAUUAAAAAAAGCAUGACGAUGGUACGUGUUAACUAAACUGGGUAUUUUGAGAGCAUGGCUACCUGAAUUGGUGUGAUUUAUAUUGUAAUAAAUCUCAUUGGUACCCUUUUCAUGCCUUUUU
Lolium perenne is the source of this 986-nucleotide messenger RNA. RefSeq names its product protein VERNALIZATION 2-like. The record is from RefSeq and is a predicted model, not a curated record. Gene Ontology annotation, biological process: regulation of flower development. NCBI's taxonomy places the organism in Eukaryota, Viridiplantae, Streptophyta, Magnoliopsida, Poales, Poaceae. Gene Ontology annotation, cellular component: nucleus. Gene Ontology annotation, molecular function: DNA-binding transcription factor activity; protein binding.